This is a messenger RNA of Stylophora pistillata, 644 nucleotides long. RefSeq lists its product as uncharacterized. Gene Ontology annotation, molecular function: cytokine binding; cytokine receptor activity. The record is from RefSeq and is a predicted model, not a curated record. NCBI's taxonomy places the organism in Eukaryota, Metazoa, Cnidaria, Anthozoa, Scleractinia, Pocilloporidae. Gene Ontology annotation, biological process: cytokine-mediated signaling pathway. Gene Ontology annotation, cellular component: signaling receptor complex; external side of plasma membrane.
ACCGCUCUCCAUAGAAAGAUCAACAGGGAUAUUUGACAGUCACAGCACAGUGUUUCAAAUGACCAUGUAUAUCAUUAUCAUAUGGUUCACAUCGUUCAUUUUUUUUGGCAUUAUCUGGGAAAUUAUUCGGCGCUGCAGAUUAAGAGCAAAGGUUACAUCACAUGAUUUACGUCAAGAUCUAAGAGCCGAGUUGAAAGGAAUGGUCGAAAGUUUUAAUGAAAACAUACGAACAAUGAAAACACAAUUGGCAUCACGACAUGCAAAAGAAAGAAAAGAAUUCUUGACAAGUAUAAAGAAGCAACAAAGCAGAAAAUAUCUUUCGUCAGUUAAACUUACAGAGCUGGACAACCCUUACUUUGACCCAGAACCUGACGAACAGGAAUCAUUCAAGGAUAAACCUGACGAGCAGGUGUUGUCCAACGAUAAACCAGACAAAGUGGAACUUUGCAGCGAUGAACAUAACGAAAAGCAUUUGCCAAGCAACAAAUAUCAAAGCGAUUGCUGAUUUGUUCAACUACUUGACUCUCAGAGUGGAGUCAUCUUGCGAAACAAGUUUGAUUUUUCUUGAAAAGCCUGUUUUUUUUAAUUCAAUAUCUCGAACGAUACACGCGAGACUUUGCCGUCAAACUGAAACGGACUUUUUU